Colias croceus (clouded yellow) is the source of this 2547-nucleotide messenger RNA. Its product is annotated as gastrula zinc finger protein XlCGF26.1-like. Lineage: Eukaryota; Metazoa; Arthropoda; Insecta; Lepidoptera; Pieridae. The record is from RefSeq and is a predicted model, not a curated record. Gene Ontology annotation, molecular function: RNA polymerase II transcription regulatory region sequence-specific DNA binding; zinc ion binding; DNA-binding transcription factor activity, RNA polymerase II-specific. The transcript is spliced from 5 exons. Gene Ontology annotation, cellular component: nucleus. Bases 90 to 1664 code for a protein of 524 amino acids. Gene Ontology annotation, biological process: regulation of transcription by RNA polymerase II.
UUUCACAUAAAAAGGGAAGUAGUUUUUUUUAUGUAAAUAAGAAUCGUAUUAUUAGUUUCCAAUAAGAUAUAUCAAAACGCAAUUUCACAAUGGAAAGCAGUAUAAUGGUAGAAACGUUACCAUUACUGGGCAAUUGUUGUUUAUGCACUAAAUUGGAUGUUGUUAAAAGUAUGAUAGGUACGGAGAUUGGUUGUAAACAGUCAGAAACGUACUCAGAUAUAUUGAUGAAGUGUUUUUCUAUAAAUGUUGCAAGCCUAGAUGUGGAAGAUACUAAAUGCCUUAUUUGUGAAAGUUGUAUCGACCAACUAAUGUUAUGUUUUAAGUUUAAAAAACAAGUUGAAGAGUCUUUAAAAUCUUUAGAAGCAGCUGCGAGAUUAAAGAACGCGGACGAAAAUGCGAUGGCAGUUAAAGAGGAGAUAUCUAAAGACAUGGGCAAUGAUAGUGCGAGUGCAGAUGAUGAAAUCCUCCUCAGCCAUUUCAAGCAAGAAUCAAACAGUGAUUAUAUUGAUGAUGAAAUGAACGAAGACAUAUUAAGCGGUAUGGCACUUAAGAACGAACCGGACGAGUACAGACCUCCAAGAAAAACGCGGAAAAAGCUUCCCACUAGCAAGAAGAAAAUGACCUAUUCGAGCGUGUGUAAAAAAGUAGCAGACUUGGAAGAUACAGAGGCUCUAAUAACUGCCGGGCUUUUCCCCUUCAAAAUGAACAGAGACAACACGUUUUCAUGCACAAUAUGUCCCGAAAAGUGUACCAACCUGGAUGACUUGAAGACCCACAUUAGCUUACACAGUACGUCAAACAUGGCGACAGCUAUCAAGAAAAUGGAGCAUUCCAACUCGCAGAAGUUCCAAAAGAAUGGCAAAGUACUCCGAUGCAAGAAUUGCGCAACAGACGUGCAUAACUAUGACGAAAUGAAACAUCAUAUAGAAGUCUGUAGGAAUGGGUGUCGAGUCAACAAACUUCCCUUUAAACUAGAAAAAGAUCAACUCGAUUGUCCCAUUUGCAAGAAGACGUUCCUAAACUUUGUCACCCUAAACACUCAUAUGAACGAACAUUACCCAAACUACACUUGUGAUAGUUGUGGAAAGGCUUUCGCUUCUCGAUCCCGUCUCAGAGGCCACUUGAGAACGCACGAGAUCGGAUCGUUCCCGUGUCGUUUCUGCGAUAUCGUAUUCGAUAAAGUGACUAAACGGGAGAACCACGUGUCGAAAGAACACAAAUCUGGCAUCAGAUAUGUUUGCAAAAAGUGUAAUAUAUCCUUAUCGUCUUUUUACGCAAGGCAAAAACAUUUAGCGGAAGUUCAUAAUGAGGAACUGAAGAAAUAUAAGUGCAAAGCCUGUACACAGAGCUAUAUAACGCCAGGGCAUUUGUCCAGUCAUGUCAGACGCGAUCAUUUAAACGAAAGGAACCAUAAAUGUACCAAAUGUGACUUGGCGUUUUAUACGAGAAAUUCGCUAAAAAUGCACAUGAUAAAACACGAUGGGGAAAGAAUUCAUGUUUGCAAUGUUUGCAAUAAAUCGUAUCAGAGAUUGAAAACUUUAAGGGAGCACAUGCGUAUACAUAAUAAUGACAAGCGGUUCACAUGCCCCGUGUGUGGAUGGGCCUUUACGCAAAAGUGCACUUUGAAAGGACACUUAAAAGUGCACGAGCGGAAUUUGAAUUAGGCUGGUUGUGCACGGCGCGGUUGUGAACGGUUGUUCUAAAAAAAGUGUGUCGAGCACACGUGUCAGAAGUGAAACUUCUUUGGCAAGAUUCAAAGUACUAAAAUCGUUGCUUUACUCCAUGUGACGGUAUUGCCAUGCCGUCAUGGCAAUACCGUCACAUGGAGUAACCUUGAAAUUUUGCUCUCAACGCGACUAAAGAAUUUUCACUUCAAAAAAUGAUAUUACAAGUAAAAAUGUGUAGAUUGGUUACCAACACAACAUUCGAUCUUCAAACGGCAAACUAACGCACACACGAUUAGAUGUCAAAGUGAGAUGGCAUGAUUCAACUAUCGUGAGCGAAAAAGAGACAACUGGAGUGGCUAAUUGUCCACAUUUAGACGUGCCAAUACAUGUAAAAUGUGGCCAAUUAGCCACUUUCGCUAAUAGUCUAUCUACAUCUUUUUACUAAAAAUUGGUGACUAUUAUUAAUUAAUAUGUAAAAUACAGUUGGAAUUAGAAGCAUGAAUAUUUAUCGUGACAUCUCAAAAUGAUAUUAUUUUUUUGUUAAAUAUUAUAUUAUAUUGAUAAUGCAAUCGCUUAGAUAGAGGAAAUUUUAAUAAAAAACGUCAGGAGCCGUAUUAUGACCACUUAUUCCCAGUCAGUUUACGCCGUGAAUUGAACUGACUGGCAAAUUCAUAUUAUGAACGCAAUAACCAGCCAUGGUUAAUUAUGGUAUUACAUAAUUAUAUGAAUUUGCCACUGAGUUCAAUUCACGGCGUAAACUGACUGGGAAUAAGAGGUCAUAAUACGGUUUCAGAUUGGCACAGUUUAAAAAGAAAUAUGUACUUGUGUACAAAAAUACAAUCGAAAAGAUUGUAUUUUUGUCAGACUGUCUGUAAUAUAA